This is a messenger RNA of Microstroma glucosiphilum, 213 nucleotides long. RefSeq lists its product as hypothetical. The transcript has 2 exons. Gene Ontology annotation, biological process: electron transport chain; mitochondrial respiratory chain complex I assembly. Lineage: Eukaryota; Fungi; Basidiomycota; Exobasidiomycetes; Microstromatales; Microstromataceae. Bases 1 to 213 code for a protein of 70 amino acids. The record is from RefSeq and is a predicted model, not a curated record. Gene Ontology annotation, cellular component: mitochondrion.
AUGUCGCAACUCUACAGAGAUCCCUGGGCAAAGCGUGAAGCAUGGCGCAAGCAUCCCAUCUUCUCCCACCGAUUCUACAUGCGCAACAUCUUCCCUGGAUUCGGAAUCGCUCUAGGGGCUUUCACUGUCUACCUGGCAGUAGACGCGCUGACCCACCCGGCCAACAUUGAGAAGCUAAAGGAGGACGCUAGGAAGCAGCGUGGCGAGGAGUAG